Glycine soja is the source of this 1938-nucleotide messenger RNA. Its product is annotated as aluminum-activated malate transporter 8-like. Bases 92 to 1543 code for a protein of 483 amino acids. Gene Ontology annotation, cellular component: plant-type vacuole membrane. Gene Ontology annotation, biological process: malate transport. Lineage: Eukaryota; Viridiplantae; Streptophyta; Magnoliopsida; Fabales; Fabaceae. The transcript has 6 exons. The record is from RefSeq and is a predicted model, not a curated record.
CAUAGUUGUUAUUUUGUUCCUUCCUUCCUUCUAGAACUUGCUAUAUCACACUACAUUUUUGCAAGGUUUGUUCUCAACUCCAUAUCUAAUCAUGGAUAUUGAGUCAACAACGCAAGUAAACAAGGGUGGAUUUUUUUCUCGUUUGGGGAACUGCCUCGUGGCUAUGCCUAGGAACUUCAAGACCAAGGUUAUCAACUUCGCAAGAAGCAUAACAAAGAUUGGAAAAGAUGACCCCAGACGAGUAAUUCACUCAUUAAAAGUGGCAAUUGCUCUCACAUUUGUGUCCUUGGUUUACUACUCAAGGCCUCUUUAUGAUGGCUUCGGAGUUGCGGGAAUGUGGGCUGUUCUGACAGUGGUGGUAGUGUUUGAAUUCAGCGUAGGUGCAACCCUUAGCAAAGGUUUAAAUAGAGGAUUUGCUACAUUAUUAGCUGGUGCUUUAGGGGUUGGAGGGCAACACUUGGCCACUGCUUUUGGAGAAAGAGCAGAACCUAUUGUCCUUGGAAUCCUGGUCUUCAGUUUAGCCGCAGGGGCUACUUUUUUCAGAUUUUUUCCAAAAAUCAAGCAAAGAUAUGACUAUGGGAUUGUGGUAUUUAUAUUGACAUUUUGUUUGGUCGCUGUCUCGGGUUAUAGAGUGGAAGAACUCUUCGAGCUUGCUCAUCAGAGACUUUCAACAAUUUUAAUAGGAGCAGCAGCUUGCAUGGUCAUCUCCAUUUUCAUUUGUCCAGUAUGGGCAGGUGAAGACCUUCACAUGUUGGUGGCUUCCAAUAUUGAAAAGUUGGCAAAUUAUCUAGAAGUAUUCGAAACCGAAUAUUUUCAUUGCUCGGAGGAUACAAAAAAGUGUGAGAAGUCAGUUCUUGAAGGAUAUAAAAGUGUUCUUAAUUCUAAAGCAAGUGAAGAAUCCUUGGCAAAUUUGGCAAGGUGGGAACCAGGACAUGGCCGUUUUCCUCUUCGUCAUCCUUGGAAGCAGUACUUGAAGAUUGGAGCACUUACUCGUGAAUGUGCUUACAAGAUUGAAACCCUUAACAACUACCUCAACCCGGAAAUCCAAGUAUCUUUGGAAUUCAAGUGUAAAGUUCAGGCACCAUGCACAAAGAUGACUUCAGAGUCCAACAAGGCAUUAAAGGCAAUAUCUUCAUCAAUCAAAAAAAUGACACACCCAUCAGCUGCCAAAGUUCACAUAGAAAAUUCAAAAACUGCAAUUGAAAACCUCAAAGUUGCCCUUGAAAUCGUUUCGUUGAAAAAUACUGAUCUCCUCACCAUAAUCCCAGUUGCCACAGUUGCAUCAAUACUCGAAGAAAUCACCAAGUCAGUGGAGAAAAUAUAUGAGUCUGUUUCUGAGUUUUCUCACUUAGCCCACUUCAAGAGUGUUGUAGAACCCAAUGUCUCACCAGAGAAGCCUCCCCUUCUUCAUCGAGGUAUCAUAAAACCUGUUGUGGAUAUUGAUAACACCGUCGACCAUGUUGAAAUUACGAUCCCAGAUAUAACUACAGACUCUCUAGAGAAAGAAAAAGCACCAAUAACAAAACCCUCCGAACAUUUGUAAAUAGUUGUCAAUGUCAAUUACUUGAGACUAGUUAUUUGUCAUGACUCAACAUUCGUAUUCCAUAGUUUAGUUUAAUAGUCUCCGAUGUAAUUCUACUCUUGCAAUGUAGAGUAUUUAGAUUAAGGUUAGAAGAUUUUUAAUAUUCUUACCUUAAUUUAAUUUCUUCGAUCUUUACGUUUCUGUUGAUCGUGGGUUUGGUUUUGCUUUAGCCCCCCACGUUUGAUGUUGUUCGUUUUUUUUUUUCCUUCUUUUCAGUUCUUAAUAAGAUUUGGCGGUACUGCAUAUGAUGGUUAGGAUUUUUGGUGUCAACCUAGUAGCUAGUUGAGAUCAUUGGUUCUAGCUUGAUGUUUUGCGCUGCUAAUUUUAUAAAUAAAAAAGUUCAACGUUUUCUCUUC